CCCCGCGAGUUUGUUUUAGUCGCUUUCCGCACAAACUAAAGCCGAACAUUUGAGCACUUUCCCCUGAUACCAUGCCUGCCACGAGUGAGAUCUGCACGACCGCAGAGGAGCAGCAGAGCGGGCAGGACCCCGCUGUAUUCUCGCUGUUCUGCGACGAGCGCGGAUAUCUCAACCAGAUUCAAUACAUUCUGCAGACAGGAGUGAGGAAGGGCGACCGCACAGGGACAGGAGUUAUCUCUGUGUUCGGCCUACAGGCCAGAUACAGCCUGCGAGAUCAGUUUCCUCUGCUAACUACCAAGCGUGUUUUCUGGAAGGGGAUUUUAGAGGAGCUGUUGUGGUUCAUUAAGGGUUCAACUAAUGCAAAAGAGCUUUCAGAGAAGGGUGUGAAGAUCUGGGAUGCCAACGGCUCGCGGGAGUUUCUUGAUAAGAAUGGAUUCACUGAGCGUGAGGAAGGCGACUUGGGCCCUGUGUACGGCUUCCAAUGGAGACAUUUUGGAGCAGAGUACAAAGACAUGCAUAGUGAUUACUCUGGCCAAGGUGUUGACCAGUUACAAAAAGUCAUCGACACCAUCAAGUCCAAUCCUGAGGACAGGAGGAUCAUCAUGUGUGCCUGGAAUCCUAAAGAUCUGCCCCUGAUGGCUCUUCCACCUUGCCAUGCUUUGUGCCAAUUUUAUGUCUCCGAUGGUGAGCUGUCAUGCCAAUUAUACCAGCGUUCAGGAGACAUUGGCCUGGGUGUCCCCUUCAACAUUGCCAGCUAUGCCCUACUCACCUACAUGAUCGCGCAUAUCACAGGGCUCAAGCCUGGUGACUUUGUGCACACUCUUGGUGAUGCCCACAUCUACCUCAACCACAUCGAGCCUCUAAAAGUGCAGCUUCAGAGGAAGCCACGUCCUUUCCCUAAACUGAAGAUCCUUCGCAAUGUGGAACGCAUUGAUGAUUUCCGAGCUGAGGAUUUUGAGAUAUGCGACUAUGAUCCAUACCCCACCAUCAAGAUGCAGAUGGCAGUUUAAACAGUAUACCCUCAUUGUCAAUGUUACCAGACUAUGUAAAUAUUUGUAUCUGUUUUUUGUAAAUUGUUUAUAUUGUUUUUUUUUAAUAUAAAACUUAAACAAAUAAAAGUAAGUACAAACCAG
Molecule: messenger RNA, 1133 nt
Organism: Clarias gariepinus (North African catfish)
Lineage: Eukaryota; Metazoa; Chordata; Actinopteri; Siluriformes; Clariidae
Gene: tyms
Product: thymidylate synthetase
Exons: 7
Coding region: 72-1010 (312 amino acids)
Biological process (GO): dTMP biosynthetic process
Cellular component (GO): cytosol; mitochondrion
Molecular function (GO): thymidylate synthase activity
Source: RefSeq, a predicted model, not a curated record